Durusdinium trenchii is the source of this 1310-nucleotide messenger RNA. The record is from the annotation of a GenBank genome assembly. Lineage: Eukaryota; Dinophyceae; Suessiales; Symbiodiniaceae.
GACAGGAUCCAGCGGGCUUGGUGCAGAAAUCCGUCAGAUUGGUGCAAUAGUUUGUAGGAAAUUCAGCAUUGUAGGGGCGGCCGCACGCAGAGCCUGAACAUCAACAGGCGUAACUGCCCCAGCCUUCAAUCACAAUUUUUUUAGAUGGGAAAGACUUGGUUUGCAGUGUAGAAUCUUAGGUACUGUGUGCUGUGCAAAUUGACAUUUGGGGAUGUUCCCUGAUCUCAAGCUUUUGACUGUUGAGCUUCUGCCCUGUAUGCUGGCGCACGCCCAAUAACUCUGUUGUUUGCCCAAGCCAAGCGAGGUCCCGGUGCUUUUGGUUUAACGGGUUGGGCACAGUCAUAAAGUUCUUCAGCGCACAUGGAUUCGGAAUUGCUGCGGUAUACUUACGGAAUCGUUUUCUCCUUGUCAGUAUGCUUGCGGUCCAACUCCGUGUGCGAUCCAUCCCAGUACCGAGCCAUGUCUGCCUGGAAGCGCGAUGGAGAGACCUCGUCGGAAAGCCGAUCAGUGCGCGACGUGUCCGAGAACGACGCGCGCGACUUCGUGGAGCGCUUCUUGUCGGGGCGCCUGACGCCCGCAGGCGGCCGCUCGAGGUCGAAGACGGCUGCGGGCGAGGUUGCGAAGCCAAAGACGUCGGCCUUGAGCUAUCAUUUGCCAAAGACGCAUGGGGAGCACAAAUGUCGGAGUGGACGCUUUGCGAGGACCUACACAGGAGGAGGGGUGACCUAUUAUCCGACGACUCAGAGGCUUGUGCUACGGUCAGCAUCAAAGAAGAGCAAUGUGGACAUCUUUCAGUUGUGGGAUUUGUACCAACAGGACAAGCGGCCCUUGUGGCAACAGGUGCGCGAGAGGCCCCAGGACUUCCACAACGAGAAGAUGGAUAGUGGCAGGUAUCGGAAUCAACGCUUCAAGACCUGCUAUAAGAAAAAGGGCUAUGCAGCCUUUGCCUUGGCCAACCCGAGCUACUACCAACAGUCCUUGCGCAUGAGGAUGUUCUAUGAAUACUGUGUGGGCCUCAAGGAGGCUGAGGAAAACCCGCAGCCCGGAGGCACGGAUUCUACGAAGACCGCGCCAAAGGCGAAGAAGACAGCGACGAAGGCGACGAAGGCGUCGGCCGCGUCCAAGUCCAAGUCGCGCAAGCGAAAGGCAAAGGAGGUGGAUGAGCCCUGAGUUCGUUGAAAAAGUGGAGAGAGCGUGUUGCUGCGUCGGGGUAGCUAGCCGUUUGAAUAGUACUUGGAUUUGUCAGGAUGGUCUCACAGCAUCAACUGUCACCAGGGAAUUUACUGGAAAAUGGAGACGUUCCAUUUGCU